This is a messenger RNA of Triticum dicoccoides, 2933 nucleotides long. RefSeq lists its product as uncharacterized. NCBI's taxonomy places the organism in Eukaryota, Viridiplantae, Streptophyta, Magnoliopsida, Poales, Poaceae. The coding region runs from base 1 to 2391 and encodes 796 amino acids. The record is from RefSeq and is a predicted model, not a curated record. The transcript has 2 exons. Gene Ontology annotation, cellular component: membrane.
AUGCAGAGUGCGGCGGCGGUCGAUGUGUUGAUGUUACUAGCAGCCUUUGCAGUCACAAUCACAUACGUCGCCGGGCUGAACCCGCCUGGGGGGUUCUGGACCAGCACCCAGGAAGGCCAUCGUUUGAGCGACCCGGUGUUACAAGCCCGUAACCGGUACCGCGUCUUCUUCAUUUGCAACACCACUUCAUUUGUCGUGUCCCUGCUCAUCAUUGUGUUGCUCCUGGAGAAGAAGCUGCUCGGGAAGAAGAAGUUGAGGCUUGUGGCGCUCUGCGGGUUGAUCGUCGUCGCCCUGCUGGGCCUCAUGGGGGCCUAUGCUGCUGGGAGCUUCAGAGAGGCUAGCAAAACUGUCUUGGUCCUUGCUGUUCCUGUCUGCGUAUGCCUCCUGCUGGCGCUUGUUUUCAUUUGGGGAUCACUGGUGGACCGGCUUGAUUCUGUCUUCACACGGUUCAAGCAACUGGUCAAGAUUCCUUCAGGUACAUGCACAGGCACGAAUGUUGACCUACAUGAACAGAUCACUCGUGAUCUUGUUAUGCUCCUUGCUACUCUUGUGGUGACCAUCACUUACCAAGCAGGACUAGAUCCGCCUGGCGGCCUUUGGCUAGAUGACCGAGAUGGUCAUAAUAUCGGUCACCCAGUGCUCCAAACGACACAUCCUACUAGGUACAGAGUGUUCUUCUAUAGUAACUCGGCAGCUUUCGUCACAUCCUUGGUGGUCAUCAUGAUGCUCCAGAGCAAGUUUCUGCUCAACCGGCACACACUAGAAGCAACCCUAGUGCUGGACCUAUUCGGCCUCAUCACUGCCUAUGGCGCCGGGAACACUAGGGAGGUAACCCAGUCCAUCUACAUUGUCGCCUUGGCAGGAAUUGUCCUAGUCUAUGUCAUCGUCCAUAUCACCAUUAGAGAUCAUGACGCUGAGCCAGUGGAUGAUGAAGAAGUAAAGCAUCUCGAUGACAAGCGCAAGGUACUGUUGCUGGUCGCUGUCUUGGCUGCCACCCUCACAUACCAAGCUGGCCUCACCCCGCCAGGUGGCUUCUGGUUAGCAGAUGACCGAGAACUCGGUCACCGUGCGGGUUUCCCAAUCCUCCUUGACAAUUACACUCGCCGUUACAACACAUUCUUUUACUGCAACGCAGCAAGCUUCAUGGCGUCGGUAACCCUCAUCCUUCUUCUUGUCAAUCCAAAGCUAUACAGGCCAGGCAUACGUUGUCGUGCGCUCUAUGUGUGCAUGCUGGUGGGCAUGUUUGGCCUCAUGGGUGCCUACGCUGCUGGAAGCUCCCGGAACCUCAAGACCUCCGUCUAUGUAUUGACCUUGGUUGGUGCUGUGCUAGCCUUCAUAGCCUCGCUGCUAGCCAUUUUCUUGUUGGGGCCUUAUCUCAAAUCCCAAGAAGGUAGAGAUUUCUGCUUCGUCCCUUUUGGCAAAUCUCAAAAAGGUACAGAUGUGCAAGUUGUAGUAGGUCAUAGAAGUAGCAAAUCCCGUGAAGGUACAGAUGGGCAAGUUGCAGCAGGUCAUAGCAGCAACAAAUCCCAUGAAGGCACAGAUGGGAAAGCUGAAGCAGGUCAUAGCAGCGGCAACAAAAAUAGCAGCAAAAAGAAAGAAAAACUUCAAUACUUGAUGCUGCUUGGGAUCCUGGCUGCAAGUAUGACAUACCAGACUGGCCUAAAACCACCGGGUGGCCUAUGGCAGGACAACAAUGAUGGGCACUAUGCUGGCAACCCCAUUCUCCGUGACAUCAACAAGGACCGGUACAAUGCUUUCUUCUACAGCAACUCGGCCUCCUUCAUGGCCUCAAUUGUGGUUGUCGUCAUGCUGCUUCCAUUGACGUUGUUGCCCGAGAAAUACACAAUAGAGUCAUCCGAGAAAGACACAAACCUGUCCAAGAAAGACGCAGAGACACCCGACGAAGACACACAGUCGCUUGACAAAGUCCUGAACUUGCCCAAAGAAGAGACAGAGUUGCCUGACGUAGUCCCAAAGUCAGCCGAGGAAGACCCGAAGCUGCCCGAAAAAGACACAUGGCCACUCUGGCCGAUGCAUACGGCCAUCUUGCUGGACAUGAUGGGCCUCCUGGUGGCAUACGCAGCAGGCAGUACUAGGAAAUGGGAAACAUCCAGGAACACCAUGGUCCUCGCCGUUCCUGUGUUGGCCUACAUUGGGCUCUAUGUAGCACUGUCAGUCUUCCGCCAUAGAAAAGAAGAGUCCACAGCCCCCCCACCUGCGGUACAGCCGUGGAAUCAUUGCAAGACGUGCAUGAGUGUUGGGUCAACCUUGGUCUUCCGGUGCACACAACGGCAGCAGCAGCAUUUACGUCUCAGAUGCAUGCAUGGCUGCAUGUCGGCACGGCAGCAAGUAAAAAUCUUUUUACUAGCAAGAGCAGCAGGCGUGCCUUAGUAGCUAAGUAGUAAGAGGUCAGCAGUGACGUAGUUCACUUGUUUGACGUCAGCCUAUGCGUAGUAUAGUCGGUUCAUUACACUAUAUAUAGGGCCGAUGCCCAUCGUUGUAAGCAAGGCCAUUUCAUUUCUAUCCAGCCAAGUCUCAAGUGUAGUACUACUACAUAUGUGUGCGUGUGUGUAAGCAGCACUUGCAAGUGUGCUUUGCCAUUCUGCUUGUUGCUUCGGUAGUAUACUUGAGUGCAAGUAGUAGUAGGCUAGUACCACACAGCCGCUGCCCUGUGUAGUUCAUCUCAUCCUCGACUUCGUCCGAUCCUAAGCAGCCAGCUACUCUGUACGUAGUUCGGGCUAACAAUGAGGAGCUGCAGGUGUGUAAAUUUGUAAUCAAGUUUGGCUCAACUGCGAGCAUGCUGUGUACAUUCCAGAUAUCGAGUCGAUUAUUCAUAUGUAUUUCAGCGUGAUGGCCCGUUGCAGCAUAACAAUAUAUGCAUCUUCUGUGCUGUAGCCCAUUGAAUCAAUACAGAGGCCUUUUUUGUGACAAAA